UGUCCUCAGUGUGUGGUGAAAUCAAUUCUGUGUCACGUGAUAGUUAUCUGUAGUCCUGUUUUAUCCCGGGUUACAUUAUAUCAUUUCCUCAAGGUAAUUCCAGAAUGAUGGUGUUAAGACCCCAUAUCUUCCUCCUUGUCUGCGUUUACUUUAUUGGAUUGUCAGACCAAUCAUCCGGUGCCAGAACACUUUUCAUCGGACGUGAUUGUGGAAUUGCGAAUUAUGAAAUACACCACGUGAAUAAGGAAGAAACCUAUACAAUUGAAUGGAAUGGUGAGACCAUCCCAAGUUAUUGUACCAUUAGUUUCAUUGGACGUGACGACGGUUAUAUGAACGAGUACAAGGUCUGUGUAACGAAAGAGAAGUGGUCACUGCCCAAUUGUGGGGCGAAGGUCUCAUUGGAAAAAGGAAUCAUCAGUUCUCUUUCAGAGAUGUAUACCUGCUAUUACGAGCCCUCACAUUGGUGUGGCAACUCGGACGAAUAUGUAGACGUGGUAUUUGCUUCCACUUCCACUUUUGAAAGCGGUUCUGGUCAAGUUCGACUUAAGGUCACAGCCGUGAUGACGUACAAUUAUAACCUGACCAUUG
This is a messenger RNA of Pecten maximus, 588 nucleotides long. RefSeq lists its product as uncharacterized. NCBI's taxonomy places the organism in Eukaryota, Metazoa, Mollusca, Bivalvia, Pectinida, Pectinidae. The record is from RefSeq and is a predicted model, not a curated record.